AUGGCGCCUACGAAAGCGCAUAUUCCCGAAUUCCAAGGCCCAUCAGAAGGCUUCAGCGUGGUACCCUAUCGAUUCCCGAGAAGUCUCGCACGUAGGCCUUUUUACAGCCUAUUAUUUGAGUCUCCCGAAGCUGCGAGAGAUUUUGUUUACGCACAAGGCGACUUCUGGUUAUUUGGACCAAAGUCUACAGUACCUCCAGGACAGACACCUACUGUGAAUUUGCCCUCCCAAAACACCAAGAAGGUAUUCGACGACUACAAGCUCCUUUCUAGUUUUCUUUCUCGUGGGAGGGGUGGUCAGGACCGGCUGGGAUGUGUACUUCUUACACUUUCCGACCUUGGUGGGAAUACUCGUGAAAGGGGAAAACUUCCCAGAACUGCGGAAAUGAGGGAAUUGCUCGAAAACGACAACGUGAAAUUCUGCAGGGGAGACGAAACACAGGAUGAAGCAGGUUUAGAAAGAAUACUCUUUGAAAGAGUUUUGCCAACUGGAACAGUCGUCGUCGACAGAUUUGACGGAUCAGAAAAUGGGGCGGAAGCAAAGUGGAUAGUUAGGUGUAGAGACGCGGCGGAAGCGCAUAGGGUUGUGAGGAACUGGCACAAGAAAGAGUUCCGGGAAGGUGGUGGGAAAUUUCACGCGGAAAUGAUCUAUUAG
Messenger RNA from Morchella sextelata, 654 nucleotides. RefSeq lists its product as uncharacterized. The record is from RefSeq and is a predicted model, not a curated record. The coding region runs from base 1 to 654 and encodes 217 amino acids. Lineage: Eukaryota; Fungi; Ascomycota; Pezizomycetes; Pezizales; Morchellaceae. The transcript is spliced from 2 exons.